CAGCGCCCCGCCCCCCGCGCCCGCGGCUCCUCCUCGCUUCGCCAUGGUGGAGCACGGCGACGCGGCGCCGCUGCUGAGCUGGGCCGAGGGCCCCGCCGUGUCCCCGCCGCAGGGCCCUGAGCUGCAGGCUGGAGGCUGGGUCCGGGGCGGCGGUGGGGGCGCUCGGCCGGCCGCGGAGCCGUCCCGGAGGCGGGAGCCCGGGGGACCGGCACCCCCCGAGGUACUGUUGCAACCCGGGCGCCUGGAGCUGAGCGACGUGGAGGAGGACCAGGUGGUGGCGGUGUUUGUGGUCACCUUCGAUCCACGCUCGGGAAACAUGGUGGAAUGGUGCUUACCUCAAGAUAUUGAUCUCGAAGGCGUUGAGUUCAAGUCUAUGGCCAGUGGGUCCCAUAAAAUCCAGUCUGAUUUCAUCUAUUUUCGAAAGGGACCCUUCUUUGGCCUGGCCUGCUUUGCCAACAUGCCCGUGGAGAGCGAGCUGGAGCGCGGUGCCAGGAUGAAGUCUGUGGGCAUCCUCUCUCCUUCCUACACCCUGCUCUACCGGUACAUGCAUUUCUUGGAGAACCAGGUUCGGCAUCAGCUAGAGACGCCAGGACAUUAUUCUCAUCUGGCUGCAUUCUAUGAAGACAAGAAAGGGGUGCUCCAUGGGGGACCCGGGAGAGGCAGCAGCCUUCCCCCUGUCUACUGGCUGCCUUCCAUCCACCGCUACAUGUAUCCCGAGAUGAAGAUCACACACCCUGCUGGCUGCAUGUCUCAGUUUAUCAAGUUCUUUGGAGAGCAGAUCCUCAUCCUCUGGAAGUUUGCCUUACUCCGGAAGCGUAUUUUGAUAUUUUCUCCCCCACCUGUGGGCGUUGUGUGCUAUAGAGUGUACUGCUGCUGCUGCCUGGCCAACGUCUCGCUGCCUGGCAUCGGGGGCACUAUCCCUGAGUCCAAGCCCUUCUUCUAUGUGAACGUGGCUGACAUAGAGAGCCUGGAGGUAGAAGUGUCCUAUGUGGCCUGCACUACAGAGAAGAUAUUUGAGGAGAAGCGGGAGCUGUACGACGUCUACGUGGAUAACCAGAAUGUGAAGACUCACCACGACCACCUGCAGCCCCUGCUGAAGAUCAACAGUGCCGACAGGGAGAAGUACAGGCGGCUCAACGAGCAGAGGCAGAUGUUGCUGUACUCCCAGGAGCUGGAAGAAGACUACAACCCUUGUGAGGAGGACCUCUUUGUGCUGUUUUUUCUAGAGCAGAACAACCGGAUAUUUCAGACUUUGUUGGAGGUGUCUGCCAGUCAGGACAAAACUCUGACAGCAGAGCAUGCCCGAGGCAUGGGCCUGGACCCGCAGGGGGACCGGAGCUUUCUCAUGGACCUGCUGGAGGCCUACGGGAUCGACGUCAUGCUGGUCAUUGACAACCCGUGUUGCCCAUAGGAAGAGUGGCGCGGGAUUGGUGAGCCACACACGUAGGAUGACAGCAGCCUGAGUGCACCCCAGGCCCCGUCAGCCUGGUUUUUAAUUAAGCUGACACAAAGGAAGAUUGUGUAUACUUUCCAACAACUGUGAUUUUCACAAUUUCCUUUCUUCCCUUCAUGUCUAGAGGCUAGAUGGCCUUGGUUUUGCAGCCUGCUUUGGUAGCAGAUGGGAAUCUAUAGUCUCCCAGAAUGGCUGGUCUUCAGAUUUGGUCUUGGAAGAUCUGUCCCUAGGAGUGAGCCAGGCUCUGGAAACUUUGGGGUGGACCACCAGAAAGUCUGUCUUUGUCCCUUGGUGCAUUCAGGAAUACAACAAGCAUCUGUCCUGUGUGGCCUUAAACAUUCAUCUGCCCAAAGGCAGAAACUAGUUCAGAUGGCCUUUCAAGGUCAUCGAGUUCCAGGAGUCCAUAGUCAUGGGAUCAAACCCCUCUUCCUGUUGUUCACAUCUCUUCUGUUCACUCGAGAAGGGACCAAUGAGAGAGAUCAAAUGGUGUUUCUUACACAACUGUGAGAUUCUCAAAGGCAGUGAAUGGUGGCCAUCUGAUGUAACACUCGUCCUGUGACUCCCGUGUGCAAGGAAAUUCAUUGUACAGUUUAGUGGCCUGGUAUCUGUCAAAUGUGGUGCAGUGGAUGCACUAGCUGCCGCAGAACCGAAUUUCUCCACUUGGAUGAGGAUUCCCUGGAAGGACUGACAACAGCCCCCUUGGAUCAGAGAGAUCCAUUGGACUGGGAAGUCGCAGGAUCUGCUUGAGCUGGUGGACUCGUAGGUUGGAGCACGCAGUGUUAACGGGGCUGUUUACCCUGCACAGCCCUCACAUGCAGCAAAGGUGACAUUCCUUAGGUUCAUAGUUGGGUCCCGACCUAACCAAUUUGUUAGCAAGUUUGGCAGUGCCUUCCCCCAGGAGAGUGGUCAAGAAGUUGUGAGUGCACACAAUAUUCUUACCUGCUUUCCAGGGAAAUGUUUGCUGUCUGGGACGGGUCCCGUAUUUGCCCAGCUGUUCUCUUGAGCUGGCUUAUUCGAUGACUACAAGAUUAGAUCAGAGAGCAGUUGGUAACCAUAGUCUGAAAGCCAUCUCCUGUGAGUAGAAUUUGGAAUUUGACUUGGAAUCUUGGGUUAUUAGUAACAAAUAAUCUCUUCUCGUCUUUGCUACGUGGCUCUCGUUAUUGAGCCAUCUUGUCUUGAGUAGCUAUCAGUGUGCUCAUCGUCUGUGCCCAAGCCAGGCUUACUGUACAGCAGAGAAAAUAACCUUCAAAUGAAUGGGUCAUGUCUUCCUUGACCUGUUUCAUGUUCUUAGCUCAAAAGUGUUUUCACUGUAGCUCCUUGGUACAGAAUUCAAGAGCGAAGAAAUUCGUGUGUACAGAAAUGCAGAGAGACACUGAUUAAGCAGGGUAGCACCUUCUAUGUAGACACAUAAAUAAUUUUGAGUGUUGGAAGGUAAACUGUACAACUAAUACAUUUAUUCUGUGCAGUGUGGGUUUAGCUAUCAUUUCAGUAACAUGUUUACAAAGGAAAACACAUUUGUAUUUAGCAGUAAAGUUUCACUUUUUUUCCCUUUCUGGGCAGCUGUGCCUCCUGCCCUCACAAGGCUGAGAAUGACUGGCUCAGUUAGGUCAGGACUUGUAGUGGCGUCUGGGUUUGGGGUUUUCUGGUUUGGAGGUGGGUGGCUGGAGACAGGGAUAGGGGUGAAAGGAAGGGCCUGAUUGUCCUGGGUCCCAGGCAGACUCUCUAGAUCCAGGAGGUUUGCUAGGAGGAUCCUAUUAUCAAGCACUUCUGUCCCAGGGCCUUCUGCCUAUGAAAACUGCUUCCAGCACUGUUUUGCUGUAAGCUCAGAUGUACUGGUGUAACGACAGCAAGAGUACGAAAGUGGUGCCUGGAUUUUCCUUUAAAUGGCGAGUCAGGGUUUGUGGGUGCCUUUUAACCAGGCACCUCUCUGCCUAGCACCUUCCUGUGUCCCCCAUGCGUGUGCAAUGUGGAUAGCCCCAUGGCAGGGCCACAUUAGGUCACAGGGCCUGGGCUCAGCUGACUGGGAGCAGAACUUUUCCCUCAGUUCUUCCUGCUUUGCUGGCUUCCUCUGGUACCGGAAGUCAAGUGCAAAGGCUCUGCUUGGCUGGACUACGUGUUAGCUCCGCACCAUCCUGUGCUGCUGCCCAUCAUCUCGAAUGUCUGCCUGGGCCGGGAAGCCUCUGGCUUCUGAGGUUGCCCUUUGAAGCCUCAUUUGGUACCAGUUCGUAUUCCCCACAGCAGAUCCAACAGGCAUAGACCAGCGUCAUUUAUUGCCAGUUCCCACAAGGGGCUCAUUUGUGAGCAAGAAUCUGUCUGCAUGACAGCAGAAGCAAAGAGCCACAUGGACUCACUUUUUUUUUUGUCAUUCUUGAAACAUUUAUUGAAAAGCCAUCUAUCUUUGUUGGAAAGAAAUGGUGAACAUGCUUGACAGCUUGUAGGCCUUUGAGCUGAGCGCGGUAUAUGGCAGGCAUCGUCCUCACUAACAGUGCGUGAGAGCUGGGCUGGGAACCUGUGACGCAGCUCUGCACAUGGUGCACAAAGCCCUCAUCUGUUCUUGCCUAGGCGUUCUUAGUCCCAGGAUGCUGUAACCCUGACUGAGUGCUGUGCUAUGAACCACUGCUCAUCAGGAACAUUGGCAACCUGUGAUGCAGGGGCUGCCCACGCAUUCCUGAGUUAGAGGAGAUUCCCGGUGGCAAGAACCCUGUGGGAACUGGCAGCCAGGCUCUGUCAGUAGCUGUGCUGAAUAUGAUAAAGGCCUGUUAAAGUGGGUGUUUUCAAUUGUGUAAGGCUCAGCAGCUAGUAAUACUCAACCUCUGGGGCAAUAGGCAGUUAUUAGCUGGCAUAGGACUCUUUCUUCAAGAGUCAGAAAUAGUACAGCUUUAUCUCCUACCAAUCUGAAAAGUAUACACCAAUGAUUGCGUAGCAUCAUUUGAAUAUGAAGCCAGCCUUAUGCAUGGUGUGGACCCACAUGGAUGUCAGUGUCCCCCUGACUGAAUCCUUGGUCAGUUAUGAGUCCAUGACUUAGAAGGCAUCUGCCUCCCAAACCCACCAUCCAUUCUGGGACCUCUUUUUCCAUCUGGCCAGGGAGAGCAGCCCACUUCAUUGUCACAUGGACAACUGGACAAGGACGGUGAUUUAGCCGGGGAUUCUAAAAUGUGUAGCUUACAGGGUUAUAAAUCAGAGGAAAAUCAAGAUGAGAAAAGUAAAAGUAGCAUCCAGGUGCAGAUGGUGCUGGCUGCCAUAUGAGAUUUGUUUAUUGUGUGACUACCUAUGGCAUUUUAGCUAAAAGAUAAAAGGUAAAUUAACCCAUCGGUGAAUCACUGUUCUCAUCCUGGUGGCCAGGAGGGUGAACUUGCUAUCUGUCUUGAUACACUGGAAGCCCUUCCAACACAAUAACAAGUGAACUUACUCAUUUUCCACUGAGGCCUUCAGGGAACCUUUUGUAAAGGUGAUAAUGAAUUAACCUUUUUGUAGCAGGAUAUUAACCUCUAGGAAGAGGCAGGGACAUUAGGGACUGUGUGUUUCCCUUUGUAACUGCAUAGCCGAGGGAAUGGACUAAGAUGCUCUGUCUGGCGCUGGAGGUAAAUGUGGGAGUGGAUGGAUGAAAACAGUGACCUAGUCCUAGAAUGGGGGAAGAAUUCAAAAUGGGCAAAAAACUAAUAUGGACCCAACAAUCUCCACUGCUUGUAUGUCCGUUAAGUUCCAGGCUGGUGAGCUCGGAAUCCCAGCUGUCUGGCCUUCCUAUGUCCUCUGCAUUCCUCAAGUGAUGGCCGGGGUGAGAAUCCUGAGAGCUACAGGCUCACCUCGCAGGCUCAAUCCCAUCCCUUCUCAUUUCAGGAAAACCUUUUCCAAUUCAGGUUGGGGGAGGGAGGAGGGAAGGGCUCCUUUUACCCCCAAGUCAUGGACUUUUAAUACCCCUGCUAAUAUACCUCUGUUCCCAGGACCUACUAGAGCACCAAGUGUGAUGGGAAAAGACUGUGAAUUAAGUUAAUGUUUUGUUUGUUUGUUUAUUUUAGAAUGGAAGUUUAUUUUUAUAUCAAUGUUAUUAUGAACUGAGUAUGGAGAUGUUAGAAUGGGAGGAAAUUUCAACAGUUAUUAUAGGACUAUAAUCCUAGAAGAAAUGGGCAGUUUUGUAAUUUAGUAGUGGUUGAGGCCCUUACAAGCUUGACUAUGUAAAUGUUUCCAAGAUUAAGGACAUUGACCUAUGUGAUUUUUGUCACAGCACUCCCAGACAUAAACAGGACGGCCCAAGAAGGAAGACACAAACACCCAGCCUUAGGAAAUGUCUAGGACAGAAAUUCUGUUUAUCAGGACCUCAGUCAGCUGGAGAGAGGCAGAAAUCAAUCAGAGGUCCUUUAACUGGCACUUUAAUUCAUUUUACAAGUUGGAAUUUAGAAAUAGCUGCAAUGUGGAAAGGGAAGAAGAAUUUUUUGGUAUUAUACAGAAGUGAAGAUGGAUAAAUCCCUGCUUCUACCUUUUUAGAAUUUAUUCUAGAAUGUCAGUAUAACAUGGGGUUUUAGAGGUAGCGUGACUUAAACUCAGAAGGUUUAUUUAAUACUAUGGUAGAUGGGUGUGACUUCUGUUUACUCUAGAAGCCUGCAUAGACUAAUGAGGCACUGACCUUGCUUUCUAAGGACAGUCAGGGUAGAGGGGUAUGAUCGGGCAUUAUAAAUUGGCCAGAGAUGAUGCAAUAAAUGAAAAAUCCACCCAGAGGUAAUUGAAUUAGCUGACUGCAAGUAGAUUUGACAUUAGAAUGAGAACUUUCACUGGGUAAAUCAAGCAAAGAUAAAGUACCAAAAAAGUUUUAAGGUGGCAUUGAGGGGGGAUUCAGGUCUGGGAUGCCUGUCACGGCCCCAGUGGGACAAGCUCCAGAUGCUGUGCUUCUGAACAGAUUGGCUGGAACUCAGGGGCUCAGAGCAGGCACAAAGUGGAUGUCCUUUAUUUACCCAAAGCUUGUUGACUAAUUUCCUUUUUUAUAGAAGUAGGGGAUAUAAACCUUUCCAGAAAAAGAAGUCAUGGUAACCUUAGCAAACGUAUUUUCCUGGUUUUUCCAAUUUAAGAUCAGUAUAGCUUCUCUGUUGCCUUAAAUGUAAAAACCCUAUUUUGAGUAAUACCCAAGCCUAAGAAUUGUAGCAAUAAGAGAAACUGAAUCUACUUUUGUUUCAAGUUUUUACUUCAUGUGAUGAAAUCAGAAAGAUGCUUCCUAAGUUUCACCCUGGAUACUACCGCAGACAGGUGUGUGGUUCUGUGUUCAGUGGUGACGUAAGUUAAAGGCCGGGGACUUUAACUAAUGAGACUAAAUGUUUCUCGCCCUGAUCUUGCUCUGUGGUACAGUUAGUAUCUCUGUAUAUCAUACCUGUAUAUAUCUGAACUAAGUUGUGUGCAGAGGUUGAUAUAUUUCCAGGAAACAAUUUUUACGAUUAAAGUUCACAUUUUAACAUGAA
Messenger RNA from Cavia porcellus (domestic guinea pig), 6897 nucleotides. It is a transcript of the gene Dennd11, whose product is annotated as DENN domain containing 11. The transcript is spliced from 9 exons. Gene Ontology annotation, cellular component: cytoplasm. The coding region runs from base 44 to 1411 and encodes 455 amino acids. Lineage: Eukaryota; Metazoa; Chordata; Mammalia; Rodentia; Caviidae. The record is from RefSeq and is a predicted model, not a curated record.